AUGUCUGUCUCAAAUAUGGAUCAACUUGUCAAGGUCAUCAAUAAGCUGCAAGAUGUAUUUGCCUCUCUUUCCAUGCCAAAUGCAAUUGAACUCCCACAGAUUGUUAUUCUGCAACUGAUAAAAACAGGUGCCGACUCCGGAAUAUCGUCCCCAGGUGCGAGCUCGACCGACGAAUGGGGCGUCUUCAAUCACAUUCCCGAUAAAAAGCUUUUCAAUUUUGAUGAAAUUCGCGAUGAAAUUAUUACAGAGACUGAUGCCAAAACCGGCGGAAACAAGUCAAAAGGUAGUGCGGCGUCAUAA
This is a messenger RNA of Mitosporidium daphniae, 300 nucleotides long. RefSeq lists its product as uncharacterized. NCBI's taxonomy places the organism in Eukaryota, Fungi, Microsporidia. The transcript has 2 exons. Bases 1 to 300 code for a protein of 99 amino acids. The record is from RefSeq and is a predicted model, not a curated record.